AUGUCAUUUACCAAAAAGGUAACAUCUUCUCUUAAAACUACACAACUGUUAAAUAGUUUACAAGCUAACAGUCAAGAGGAUCAAGAGAAUCAAGAAUUAGAUGACACAGAAAUUGAUAAAAUCCUUGUAAAUAAGGUGUCUGUCUUACUUUUCUCCAAUCUAAAUCUUGAAGAAAUAUGA
Molecule: messenger RNA, 180 nt
Organism: Cetraspora pellucida
Lineage: Eukaryota; Fungi; Glomeromycota; Glomeromycetes; Diversisporales; Gigasporaceae
Source: the annotation of a GenBank genome assembly